AUGACUUGUGAGAAGUUUCAGCGCAAUAAUCCUAAAGAACCCCUUAAACAGGACGAUCCACCUGAUUAUCCAUUCCAAAAGGUGUCAACGGAUAUUUAUGAGUACGGUGGACGAGAUUGGCUGGUGUUGAUCGAUGCCUACUCAGGUUUCAUUUGUUCUGAUCGUCUUCAAGAUAAAUCUAUGAAAAGUGUUUGCCUGUUAUUUGAUAGAUUCUUCAAUAGCUAUGGAUACCCCACACAGAUCCGUAGUGAUAACAUUCCUUUCGACUCGUUUGAGUGUGCAAAGUAUGGAAACAAAAAUAAUAUUAGAUUCACAUUUUCUAGCCCGCGUCAUCCCCAAAGCAAUGGGUUAGCCGAAAAAGCUGUCGCAAUAGCGAAAAAUAUUUUGAAACGAUGCUACGAACUAGGUGAAGUCGACCAAUUUCAGUAUCGCUUACUUGAGUACAACACUACUCCCGUAGCUGGUAUGCAACUAACGCCAAGUCAACUAUUUUUCGGUCGACAGCUAAAGACGCGUUUGCCAGUAGAUGACACUCUGUUGACUCGUGAAAACAUAGCAGAAAGUGUAGUUCGCAGUAAGUUUAACCAAAAGCGUGCCGUACAAAAAAGCAACUAUGAUAAAAAUGCGAGACCUUUACUACCGCUGGUUAUUGGGGAUAGUGUAAUCUUUAAGAAACGUUCGAAGGAAUGGCAAUAUGGAACAAUAACGCGUGACGUGAACGGACGCUCGUAUAUAGUGAGAGACGGGUUUGGUAAUUACUUCAGACGAAAUCGCAGGUUAAUGAAGCGUACAACUAAUGAUUAUACCGACCUCAGGGAUAUGCUGAUUGAAGAUAGAUUGAUCGAAUAUUCUAAGAAUCAUGAAAAAUCUCGAAGUGGCUACUCCAGUAUGUUCCAUAGCCAGAUUCCUCAACAAAAUACGAGCAGUCUUCCAGUUACUCCGGUCGUUGAACUCCUUUACGCAUUUCGAUUCUUUCCUCACCUGUCACUGACACAACUACUUCUGCUUUAUCUGGUUCCGAACCUGCCAUAUGCGAUAGUUCUUUGA
This is a messenger RNA of Wyeomyia smithii (pitcher-plant mosquito), 1047 nucleotides long. RefSeq lists its product as uncharacterized. Gene Ontology annotation, molecular function: nucleic acid binding. The record is from RefSeq and is a predicted model, not a curated record. Lineage: Eukaryota; Metazoa; Arthropoda; Insecta; Diptera; Culicidae. The coding region runs from base 1 to 1047 and encodes 348 amino acids. The transcript has a single exon. Gene Ontology annotation, biological process: DNA integration.